AGACAGACUUUGUGCCAGAUCCUAUUUGACUCCAGUGAUCUCUGCAUCUUCCUAAAGUGGUGAGAUCCAAAUCCGCACAGAAAGAUGCAAACUGUGGUUUUGACUUUGUGCUUGGUGGUCGUGGCGUUGGCCAGUCCCCUUCGAAAAGCCAGAGACCUGGAGAGUGGCAGUCGGGAGAAUUACUAUCGUUAUUAUGGACAGUUUUAUCCACCUUUAUACAGACCUUAUUAUCCUUUUCAGCCUGGAUACCCCAGGCUACCAGUCAGUCCAUUUUACCCCAUCUAUCCCCAAUUCCCUGGCUACUUCCCAAGCUACAACAAACUCCCUCAGUAUCCAAACUUCCCUCAGUAUCCAAACUAUGGACCUGUAUAUAAUGGGUUUUCAAGGAAUUCCAAUUCCGAACUCUCCAAGAUAAAGGAAGAUAAUAUUGUGGGACAAGGUGAUCCACAAGAAUAUUCUGUGCUAAGCAAUCCUAGACCUCUCAGCAUAAGUUCUGAGGUUUCAUUUGAAGAUUCAAGCAGUAUGGAAUAUACUGAUUUCAUGCCCUACGAGAAUGUCCCAUACGGUGGGCCGGGUUAUGAGGUCCCUGGAGAUCCAGAUAAUGAGGAACCGUUCGCACCAGAUAACGAGGACGCCUUUCUACCAGAUAAUGAAGAUUCCUUUUUACCAGGUAAUGAGGGACCUUUCACACCAAGUGUUGAUCCCAACGCUCUGGAUGUUGGGGUUGAACAGGAAUCGGAGACUGGUGUUUCGAAUCCGGAGCAACCUCUUCUCCCAUACACUGACUCUGUGCAAGGAGGGGACCCAUUGGGCUCAAACGUUGAAGAUGAUUCUGUGAUCAGUGAGAGCCACAAGGGGCUGAACCAACAAAACACAAUCUCUGAACCAACCGAAUUGGACGUGACCCAUGAUGGAACCAUGAAUAAUGAACAAUUUGCCAAUCAGCAAAUGUCAAAUGGAAAUUUGGAUGAAGAUGAUCAAACUGAAGAGGAUGAGGCUUGGAAUGUUGGUUUCAGUUUAGUGGAUGUGGACUCAAUUGGCCUUUCCAAUGAUUAUGACAUUGAUGGAAUUGAAGAAGCUGAUUCCAAUGAGGAGGAUAAUGACGAGGAAUCAAAUGAAGAUGACAGUGAACAAAAUGAAGCCGAGGACAAUAAUCCCUACCUGGUCCUCCAGGAUGCUGAUUAACUGAAUUAAAGGAGAUGGUGGACGUAAGGUUUGGUUCCUUGUCCAUGUUCUAGUCUUUGCUCUAUUCAACGUGGUGCUGAUGGACAGUUCUGGUCACUUUCAUGACUGCACGUGUUAUAGAAGGGAGCACUUUUCUUUUUACAGCUUAAAGACACUUAUUUUAUUCGGGGCAUAAGGUUUAUGGUGUUGUAUGGAUUACAUUAAUCAAAGUUCUGAACAGUUCCUCAUCAACACCCUCAAGAUUCUACCAAGGUGGUUCUACAUCUAAAAAAUCCUAAAUAAUAAUGAACUUGCACACAACUACUUUUCAGCAUUUUUGAGAUGUGGGGUUGCUAGCAUUUACUGUUCAUCCCGAGUUACAUUUGAGAAGGUAGGGAUGAGCUGCCUUCUUAAACCACUGCAGUCCAUGUGCUGUAAGUAGACCCACAAUGCCCCUUAAGAAGGGAAUUCCAGGAUUCUGACCCACUGACACUGAAGGAACAGUGAUAUAUUUCCAAGUCAGGACGGUGAGGGGCUUGGAGAGGAACUUGCAGGGGGUGGUGUUCCCAUGUAUCUGCUGCUCCUUGUCCUUCUAGAUGGAAAUGAUCUUGGUUUUGGAAGUCCUGUUAAAGGAGCAUUGGUGGCUUACUACAGUCAAAUUAACUUUUAAAUAUUAGGGCACAUCUGUUUUAUGUAGCAUUUAAUGUUAAGGCAAUCAAAGAAAUAUGAUAUUAAGGACAUAGACAUUGUAUCACCCAGUGCUGACCCGUUGAUCUGUACAUGUUUAUAUUAUCUGUAUAUCGGCAUACCUGUGAGAGAUAAAAGGCUUUAAAAUGUUAUUCUAAUGAAUAGGACUUGUUUGUGUAGAUUGCUUGUAUCUGCUCUUGUUGAAUCU
Messenger RNA from Hemiscyllium ocellatum (epaulette shark), 2059 nucleotides. RefSeq lists its product as uncharacterized. The record is from RefSeq and is a predicted model, not a curated record. The coding region runs from base 85 to 1185 and encodes 366 amino acids. NCBI's taxonomy places the organism in Eukaryota, Metazoa, Chordata, Chondrichthyes, Orectolobiformes, Hemiscylliidae. The transcript is spliced from 6 exons.